This is a messenger RNA of Entamoeba invadens IP1, 582 nucleotides long. RefSeq lists its product as hypothetical. The record is from RefSeq and is a predicted model, not a curated record. The transcript has 2 exons. NCBI's taxonomy places the organism in Eukaryota, Evosea, Mastigamoebida, Endamoebidae. Bases 1 to 582 code for a protein of 193 amino acids.
AUGAGUGGUCUUACAAACGAAUGGCAAAGGCCAAGUCUCUUUCUCUCGGGAGGGUGUUUGGUUGUAACCAGUUUAGUGAGUUUGGGUGUUGCUUAUCUUCAAAUGAAAGACAUUAAAACGUUUAGUGGAGUGAGUGAUAUAUACGAUAUUGGUUAUAGGCUCUAUGGAGUUGCUGCCGCCGCUUUUUUACUCACUCUCUGUGAAUUCCACGUGUAUUUCUAUGAAGGGAAGAAGCAUAGAAUAACUAAUGCGGUGAUGGCGGUACUUACUAUAAUAUUUACUCUGAACGCAUUGAGAGAUGAAAAUGCAUUAGAAACUCUUGCACACAACAUCGACAAUGAAAAUCACCUUGGCUUGCACUGUUGUCGAUACAAAGACAUCAAGAGUGGUGCUUGUGUUGUUUCCCGACUCAGCCCCGCGUGUUAUGACAUCGUCCUCAAACUUCUGAAAUUGAAUUGUUUCAAAGGGAAGUUCACAAUGUUACUCAUCUUAGCGUCGACCUUCAUAGCAUUAGUAUGUGAAGUCCACAUGCUCAUGAAGUAUCACAAGAAAGAAAAACCCAGUGCUAUUCUUUAUGAAUGA